GUCAAUAUUUUUCUUUAAAUGUCAAAUUUGUUAUGUAAACAAUGCCGCUUAUACAGAAUUUAACUCGAAAUUUGCUCAUAAAAUGUAACCCUAAAAUGACCAUAGCUCGUCUAGCUAUUAAUGCGACAGUUAAGCCUUUAAAAGACAUUAAAUCAGAAUUGGUUAUUACUGACAAGUGUGUGGAGAGGUUAAAAAAGGUCACCGAUCAAGAAUCUUUCUUAAGAAUCACGGUUGAGGGUGGAGGAUGUUCUGGAUUCCAAUACAAAUUCGAUUUAGAUUCGAAAUUAAAAGACGACGAUAGAGUUUUUGAAAAAAAUGGAACUCGUGUUGUGAUAGAUGACCUUUCUUUAGAUUAUGUUAAAGGUUCAACUGUAGAUUAUCAAGAGGAACUUAUUAGAUCUUCCUUUAAAAUUGUUAAUAAUCCGUUAGCUGAGCAAGGUUGUUCUUGUGGUGCAUCUUUCGCUAUUAGAUUAGAUUAAAAAAUUUUAAGAGUU
Messenger RNA from Onthophagus taurus, 494 nucleotides. Its product is annotated as iron-sulfur cluster assembly 2 homolog, mitochondrial. Gene Ontology annotation, molecular function: iron ion binding; 2 iron, 2 sulfur cluster binding; 4 iron, 4 sulfur cluster binding. Gene Ontology annotation, cellular component: mitochondrion. The record is from RefSeq and is a predicted model, not a curated record. Gene Ontology annotation, biological process: iron-sulfur cluster assembly. Lineage: Eukaryota; Metazoa; Arthropoda; Insecta; Coleoptera; Scarabaeidae.